Messenger RNA from Manis pentadactyla (Chinese pangolin), 1738 nucleotides. It is a transcript of the gene CD300LF, whose product is annotated as CD300 molecule like family member f. The record is from RefSeq and is a predicted model, not a curated record. The transcript has 7 exons. Gene Ontology annotation, cellular component: plasma membrane. Gene Ontology annotation, molecular function: transmembrane signaling receptor activity. NCBI's taxonomy places the organism in Eukaryota, Metazoa, Chordata, Mammalia, Pholidota, Manidae. The coding region runs from base 138 to 1055 and encodes 305 amino acids.
UUUCGUUUUAUUCACCAGUGGGAAGUGGCUGAGGGAGGAAGUAACAAGAACAAGUAGGCAAAGCAGAGGGUUGGGAGACGGAGGCGUUGAGCCUGCAGUUGGUUCUUACUUACAGGUUCAGCCGAGGUGAGGAGAAAAUGCACCUGCUGCUGCUCUUCUCCCUCCUCGCCCAGGUUUCAGCCUCAUCUGCCAUCAGGGGUCCAGAAGCGGUGAGAGGCCCGGUUGGGGGCUCACUGACUGUGCAGUGCCACUAUGACCCAGGGUGGGAGAAAUAUGUCAAGUGGUGGUGUCGGGGAGCUGCUUGGGGCAGUUGCAAUAUCCUUGUGAAAACCACCGGAUCAGAGCACAAGGUGAGGAUGAACCACGUGUCCAUCGGGGACGAUCAGAUGAACCAUGUGUUCACUGUGACCCUGGAGGAGCUCAGGUGGAGCGAUGCAGACACUUACUGGUGUGGGAUUGAGAGAAUCGGACACGAUCUUGGGGUCCAAGUUAAAGUGGCCGUUGACCCAGCACUGACGACAGAGGCGGCCACCACCCCCACCUCCACCACCACCACCAUGUUCACAGUGCCAGUCACCCCAGAGGAGACCCUGCGCUCCCCGAAUAUGACCAGCCACCACCCGGAUGGCAGCAGCGACUCCCUGCAGCUCAGCAUCCUCCUUCCCAUCGUCUCCGCGGUGCUUCUGCUUCUCUUGGUGGCGGCCUCGUUCUUGGCUUGGAGAUUGGUGAAGCGGCAGAAGAAAGCUGCUGGAACAUCUCCAGAGCAGCCCCUGGAGGGAGACCUCUGCUAUGCAAACCUGACCCCGCAGCAGCCCGGAACCUCCUCCGAGAAGAAGGCCUCCAAAAAGCCCUCCUCCUUUGCCCAGGCGAGCCAGGAGGAAGUGGAAUAUGUCACCAUGGCUUCCUUUCCCAAGGAGGACAUCUCCUAUGCAGCUCUGUAUUUGCACACCUUGGAUCAGGAUCCAACCUACAGCAACACCGGCUGCCUCAUCACCCACACUUCUGGCAGGGGCCACGAAGAGCCCUCACAAUACAGCACCAUCAGGAAGUCGUAGCCUGGGCCCCAGGCCCCCCCUCUGGCCCAGUCGCAGGCCUGUGAUCAUGUUCCUGCCUUGUCCACCUGGUGCCUGAGGCCUCUAUCUGAGUCAGUGAGCAUCAUUCCAGCUCUGAUCUGGACUGGGGGCCUGGUCUCAGGGGGCUGCUGGGAGAUAGACAGGGGUCUCUCCACCUCCCUUCCUCUCCCACAUAGCUUGGGAGGGGGCUAGGAUAUUCUCUGGGGCUGCUAAGGGAGUGAAAAUGAUGAUAAUGAUAGUAAUAUUUAACCUUAUUUAUUGCUUACCAUGUGUGGUGAGCUGAACAAUGGUCCCCAAAGUCAUCUGUGCCCCAAGCCCCAGGACCCGUGAGCAUAUCUUACACGGCCAAGGGGGGUGGUGUGGAUAUAAUGAAGUUGAGGAUUUUGAGAUGGGGAGAUUAUUCUGGAUUACCCAGAUGGGUCACAAAGGUCCUUAUAGGAGGGAGGCAAGAAGGUCUUGAGAGCAGAGGCUGAUGGAAGCAGAAGUUGGAACGAUGAGGCCAGGAGCCAAGGAGUGCUGGAGCCUCCAGGAGCUGGGAAAGGCGAGUCCUGGAGCCUCCAGAAGGAACCAGCCCUGCCGACACCUUGGCCUUAGCCUGGUGAAACUGAUGUUCUAUUUCUGGCCUUCAGAAUUGUAGGAAAAUAAAUUCACAUUGUUUUAAUGAA